Hordeum vulgare subsp. vulgare (domesticated barley) is the source of this 3446-nucleotide messenger RNA. RefSeq lists its product as uncharacterized. Lineage: Eukaryota; Viridiplantae; Streptophyta; Magnoliopsida; Poales; Poaceae. The transcript has 2 exons. The coding region runs from base 62 to 3376 and encodes 1104 amino acids. The record is from RefSeq and is a predicted model, not a curated record.
GGAGACGGCGGGCCGGACUGGACCGGAUCACUAUAUAAUAGGAGUACUCCUACGUGUAUAUAUGCUGCUCCGAUUGUGGGCAGGGGUGAGGUAUACUGCUCCCGAUCGACCGGGAAUCAUGGCGAUGGAGCCGACAGAGGACAUCGAGUUCCUCUGGAAGUGGCGCAAGUACCUGCUGCUGCUCGCCACGCUGGUCGCCAGCGUCACCUACGGCGCCGGCCUCAACCCGCCGGGUGGCGUGUGGUCCGACGACCAGAAGGGAGGCAGCAGCAGCAACGCCCGACAACACCGCGUUGAGCCGCCGGCGCCGCUCCUUCCCGCGGCGCCGGCGCCGGCGGUCUACCCGUUCCGCGUCGGCGAUCCCGUGCUGGUGUCGACCUACUCCCGCCGCUACACCGCCUUCUUCUACUGCAACGCCGCCGCCUUCGUCGCGUCCCUGGUCACCAUCAUGUUCCUGCUGGACCGGCGCAUCAGCGGCAACCGCGUCGGGCUCACCGUGCUCCGCUCCGCCAUGCUGCUCGACCUACUCGCCCUCAUGGCCGCCUUCGCCGCGGGGAGCUGCCGCAGCAUUUCAGGGUCCAUCUACGUCUCCGCGCUCUUCGUCGUCGUCUUCGCCUACGUCGCCCUCCACCUCGUCGUGGCCUCCGCCUCCUCCCGUUCGUGUCUAGGGCUUUUCGCCUGCGGCGAAACUUCCUGUCUGGUGCUGUUCAGGAGGAAAGCGCCGGCGGCGGGCGCGGACGCCGAGGAGGACAAGUACGUCAAGGAGCGGCGCAAGUUCCUGCUGCUGCUCGCCACCUUCGCGACGCCGCUGACGUACGCCGCGGGGCUGACGCCGCCGGGUGGUUUCUGGAGCAAGAACAGGGACGAGCACCGCGCCGGCGCCCCGCUGCUGCACGACGGGCGCUACAAGAUCCGCUACCACGCAUUCUUCUACGCCAACGCCAACUCCUUCGUCGCCUCCCUCGCCAUCAUCAUGCUGCUCAUGAGCCGGACGCUGAGCGGCCGCCUCGCACGAUCGAACGCGCUGCUGGUCUGCGUUCUGGUGGAGCUGCUGGGCCUCAUGGCCGCCUACGCCGCCGGGAGCUGCAGGUGGCUCACCACCACCGUGUACAUCGUCUGCCUCGUCGGCGUGGUGUUCCUGUACAUCGUGCUCCAGGUGGUCAUCGCAGGGUACACCAUGGGCACAUUCAAGCAAUGGGGGCAAGCCAUCUGCCGCCUACUGACCUGCGCCAACCUUCAGGACCCGAAAGAAAGUAAGCCGGCGACUCUAUCGGACACGCAGCCGGGCAAUGCUAAUGCACCGCAAAAAGAUGUUGCAAGUAGAAUCAACAAUGACAAUGGGCAGGAAGACAAGGUGGAGGAGUCGCGGUCGCUUGUGCUGCUGCUGGCCACGCUGGCGGCGACGGUGACCUACCAGGCCGGCCUGAGCCCUCCCGGCGGAGUCUGGCCGGCAGGGGAUCCGCCGCGCACGGCAGGCGAUCCGGUUCUUCACAUCAUGCACCGCAAGAGGUACCUGGCGUUUUACCACUGCAACACGGCGGCGUUCGUGGCGUCGGUGGUGGUCAUCAUCAUCGUCCAGAGCAAGCAGUUGACCGCCGUCGGGCGUGCCGCGCUCAAGACUGCCAUGAUACUGGACCUGUUCGGCCUCAUGGGCGCCUACGUCGCUGGGAGCUGCCGGGACAACACCACCACCAUCUACGUCUCUGCCCUCGCCGUCGCCGUCUUCGCCUACGCCGUCGCCAAGGUCAUGGCGUACACAGCUCAGGGCAAGCACAGCUGGGCUACGCGGAAGGCACGAGGUGCGCGCGAUAAGCUUGCACGGUUGCUCCACCUUACAUCUGACGCUGCGUCGUCGUCCCAGCACCGGCAACAAGGAGAAGCUCAAGGAUGGGAGCAAGUUCCGGCUGCUGGUGUUGGCCACCUUCGCGGCGAGUCCUCCGGUAAGGGAGGAGAAGAAGCACAACCACAACGACAUCAAGAUGUGGCCGGAAGCAAAGUUCCUGGUGCUUCCGGCCACAAUCGCGGCCAAGGCAUGGAAAGCAGCUGGCUGGCACGGUGGGCGCAAAGCAUGUGUGAUAAGCUUGCACGAUUUCUCCAUCUCACCUCCGACAAGACGCCCCAGCAAGAAGCUCAGGGUAGUCCAUCUGGCAUCCUUCCCUACGACCAGCACCAGAACCAGCCAAGCUCCGAGUCCGAGAGGAAGCGGAUUCUUGUUGAAGAAAAGAAAAACUUCGAGAGGAAGCGCAAGUUCUUGCUGCAGCUCGCCAUCCUGGCCGCCACCGUCACGUACCAGACCGGGCUCAACCCGCCGGGAGGGUUCUGGACGGAGAACAACGGGGACAAGUUGGUUACUCCCGGAGACCCAAUCCUCCUCGACCACUAUGGAGUGAGGUACCAGGUCUUCUUCUACUGCAAUGCAACGGGGUUCAUGGCGUCCGUCACCGUCAUUCUGCUCCUGAUGAACCAGACCCUGUCCAAGUCGGGCAUUCGGAGCAAAGCGCUCCACGUCUGCAUCAUGAUGGGGUUGUUGGGCCUCAUGGGUGCCUACGCCGCAGGUAGCUGCCGGCUGCUGCGCACCUCCAUCUAUGUCUUCGCGCUCGUGGCAGCCGUUGUGGCAUUCCUGGUCCUGGAGAUCCUCUUCUACGUGUAUGCAAACCGCCGCAAUUUGUCACAGCAACCAUGGGUUCCGCAGUGGCUGCAGACGCUGCUCAAGCCGCUGUCAUCAGCGCCGAUGAGGUCGGCCGACGAGGAUGAAGACACAGAGGUCUUGGCCUCCGGCUCCGAGCGGCUGCAACAACAACAACGACGACGCCGGAAGAACUACACGAAACGUAAGUCCCUGAUGUUGCUCGGCAUCCUCGCAGCCAGUGUGACGUACCAGGCCGGACUGGCGCCCCCCGGGGGCACGUGGGGCGACGACGAUGUGCCGUCGCCGUCGCCAUCACAGUCCCAGUUGUUGCCUCCAUCACCGUCGGGGGCUUACCUCCCUCAUGCCGGCAACCCAAUCCUGCUCAACACCAACCCGGAACGGUACCAGGCCUUCUACUACUGCAACGCGACGUCGUUCGUGGCCUCCAUCGUCGUCAUCCUGCUGGUGCUGCAGCACACCGUGAAGGAGAAGAAGCACAGCGCGCCACUGUGGGCGAUGCAGACAGCCGUGGUGCUGGACCUUUUCGGCCUGCUGGGUGCCUACGCCGCCGGCAGUUGCAGGGAUUGGGAGACCUCCGCGUACGUCAUCGCACUUGUCGCCCUGGUGGUCGUCUUCAUCACUAUCUACGUCCUGGUGUCGUUAGCCCUGCUGGCCAAGGCCAAAGAGCUCAAGGUGUGGAAAUUCUUUUCUGGAAAGAAAGCAAAGGUGUUGAAAUAUUUUGGAUGAAGCAAUGACCAUGCAUGAUCAGCCUGUCGCAAUACGGUGCCAGUCUUAUUAAUUAUUUCUUUUUUGCUUA